Striga hermonthica is the source of this 282-nucleotide messenger RNA. The record is from the annotation of a GenBank genome assembly. Lineage: Eukaryota; Viridiplantae; Streptophyta; Magnoliopsida; Lamiales; Orobanchaceae.
AUGCGAGACCAACUGCAUACCUGGAUUAUCGGACGACGCGAGGAAAAGAGGAUUAUCUUCUCGAUCAUCGCCAUUGUUUCCUGCUCGUGCGUUCAACAGUGGCCAAGCUUCAUUGAAUCGAUUAUCAAGGUGGUCCGGCUGUCGAUUGCGCAGGUGCUCACCGUCAUCGCGCAGAAGCAGAAGGCCGCGCUGAGGGAGGCGUACAAGAACAAGAAGUAUCUGCCGCUCGAUCUCCGUCCUAAGAAGACCCGCGCCAUCCGCCGUCGCCUCACCAAGCACUAG